AUGGCGAUUGCAUCAACAUCUUCUCAUCAAGACUUCGACCAUCUUUUUACUCUUUGUAAAUAUAUUUCCCAAACUGCAUCACGUAUCCGAUUUGGACAUCUUUCCAACAAUUCCUCUUCUCUUGAUGAUAUACAAUUCUGUCGCGAUCAAUUAUUGUCCAUCGCUGAGAACUUGGAAGGUUCCACUAUCCUACUUGAAUCAUUACUAGUAGGUGAACAACGACGACCAAUUGACAUCUCAAUGCAAAAGUCAAGACAUUGCUAUACGCGUGACGAAUUGUUGAAAUUACGUCGACAUGUUUCACCGAAUCUAUCCAAUCAGAUCAAGCAUUCUCUAGAAUUAGUUGUUGACCAUGUGAAUGCUCAGUCGAACAAAGCGUCAUGGAAAAAUAUUCGAGAUAUUAUAGUUUGA
Messenger RNA from Adineta ricciae, 411 nucleotides. The record is from the annotation of a GenBank genome assembly. NCBI's taxonomy places the organism in Eukaryota, Metazoa, Rotifera, Eurotatoria, Adinetida, Adinetidae.